GCAGCCAUGCAGCCGGGCGCCGCGCUCCUGGCCCCGCUGGCCGGCCUGGCCCUGCUGCUGUUCCUGCUCCGGGCACGCCGGAAGCCCCGCUGGGGGCCCCGCGCCUGCCCCGUGGACCUGCGUGGCAAGACGGCCCUCGUCACCGGCGCCAACAGCGGGAUUGGCAAAUGUGUGGCCCUUGACUUGGCCGGCAGGAAUGCACGCACCAUCCUGGCCUGUCGGGACCGAGAGAGGGGGCAGGCUGCGCUGGACGAGAUCCGCAGGGCCUCUGGCAACCCUGACGUGCACCUACGCCUCCUGGACCUCAGCUCCAUGGCCUCUGUCCGAGAUUUUGCCCGGCAGUUCCUGAAGGAGGAGCGCCAGCUGCACAUCUUGGUCAACAACGCGGGCAUCACAGGCUUGCCAGUCACACCCACCGCCCAGGACCAGCAGCUGAUGUUUGCCACCAACGUCCUGGGCCCCUUUCUGCUCACCAACUUGCUUCUAGACACCUUAAAGGCCUCUGCCCCCGCACGGAUUGUUAAUGUGUCUUCCUUCGUGCACUGCAAGGGGAUGGUGAAUGUUCAGUUCUUGACUGGCGAGGCGUCACCAAGAACCUGCUCCCAGGCCUACAACAGCUCCAAACUCAUGAACGUGGUCUUCACCAUUGAGCUGGCCAGGCGGCUUCAGGGCACAGGGGUGACCGUCAACUGCCUGAACCCAGGAGUGGUCAAGACGAGCAUCAUGAGUCGAUUCCACUGGACCGUCCGCCUGCUCUACAGCCUCUGCAGCCCCUUUAUCAAGUCAGCGGAAGAGGGUGCCGUCAGCACGUUGUACUGUGCCGUCUCCAGGGAGGUCGAGGGCAUCACGGGCAAGUACUUUGACAGCGACUGCAGCCUGGUGCUGCCUUCGGACUCUGCCCAAGAUCCAGGCAUCGCCCACAAACUCUGGGAUGCUCUGGAGCAGCUGACGGGGCUCGGGAACAGCAGGACCAAGUGAGGACAGGAAGCAGCCCUGCCAAGUCCCGCCUACUCCUCCCAAGCUCUUGCAGGCCCAAGGAGCUCUUUUUGGGGCUCUACAGUUGGCCCCUGCUCCCCCCCCCCUUUUCUCUCAGGGAAGGGCAUCUGAAGCUGUGGCAAACCCCCAGCAAUAAAUCACACUGAAUGGA
Molecule: messenger RNA, 1147 nt
Organism: Heteronotia binoei (common prickly gecko)
Lineage: Eukaryota; Metazoa; Chordata; Lepidosauria; Squamata; Gekkonidae
Product: retinol dehydrogenase 12-like
Exons: 6
Coding region: 7-978 (323 amino acids)
Source: RefSeq, a predicted model, not a curated record